Molecule: messenger RNA, 230 nt
Organism: Mycena citricolor
Lineage: Eukaryota; Fungi; Basidiomycota; Agaricomycetes; Agaricales; Mycenaceae
Source: the annotation of a GenBank genome assembly
CAUGCGUGUCUGGACAGUUGAGACUAAUCAACAAUUUCAUCCGACCGAAAAGACACGAACAAAGAGCUCGUUGAACGUAUCGAUGCGACCCUCUUAUCGGCUCAAUGCGGCAUUAAUUCCUUCACCUUUGUCUCUCUUUCCUCCUUUGAAAACGAAACGUGUCAUAUGCAGCAAACCCUACGUCACGCUAGCCACGUAGACUUGUUGACUAGAAACUCAACUUGCUUUUC